AUGAGACUAUCCGACUUCGGGCUCAUCAACCAUAGAUGGCACAAGAACGAUCGCCACAACAAGUAUGCCGGCUGCGACGCCAUUAUCAGGUGUGCUGGUGCUCAGUGAGCUCGUACGACGCCGUUGCUGCUGCCGACGCAAGCAUCCCGGAUUUCCACUCGUUCAAGCUGCAAAUAUCCGUAUGAGACUGUGAGUGGCAGGUCACAACUACAACCCCGCCCAUUCAAUCAUUACUGGUCAUUCAUCGUGCUAUGUCUCGAGCAACCGUGUGGCUCUUCCCCAGAUACACAAUGA
Microbotryum saponariae is the source of this 294-nucleotide messenger RNA. NCBI's taxonomy places the organism in Eukaryota, Fungi, Basidiomycota, Microbotryomycetes, Microbotryales, Microbotryaceae. The record is from the annotation of a GenBank genome assembly.